Messenger RNA from Racocetra persica, 279 nucleotides. The record is from the annotation of a GenBank genome assembly. NCBI's taxonomy places the organism in Eukaryota, Fungi, Glomeromycota, Glomeromycetes, Diversisporales, Gigasporaceae.
AUGUCUUUCGAAAAUGCUAAUCACUUUAAAAGGAAACAAUCAAAAAAAUAUUUAUUGGUCGAAGACAUUAAGUGCUUGAAAAAUGAAAUUAAAAAUUAUAAAAUCAUUAGCACUUCGAUUAGCUCUGAGACUCAGAAAAAUAAUUUCUCAAAGCAUAACUUCCAGUGGGAUAAUGUAUUUAAUAACGCUAAAGGACUGAAUCAUAAUUUACUCUUGAAGCAUAAACGCCUAGUUGAUGAACUUAAAGAAUACAAAAAUAAUGAUGCUGUUUUCGGAGUU